UCCGAACCACGUGACGACACUGUCAUGGCUGCGCCCUCGUGUCAUGUGCUGUGCGACCAUGCCGAAGCCGCUUCGCUUCAGGUAAACUGUUGUUUUUGAUCGUCUUUAGGGCAUUUUGCCUAAAAACCACAACUGUUAAAUAACUUAGUCUGAUUUCUAAAGCGCGCCGCAGCGCAUGCGCAUUCAAAUAAUCGGGGAAUAGUACAGCACGUUGGCAACAAGUGUUUCCCGUUUGAAGAAAGAAAAAUGAAGCUAAAGAAGGGCAGAACGGGAGAGAAGAAGGUCUCCUCGGUGAGACGGAGCUUCGACAUGAAAGGCAAGUGGAAACCCGUGGACCUGGACCCUAGUCUGUUCUCGGAGGAAGGCCUGCGGGACCUGGUGUGCUUCGAGGAGCUGACCUCCUACCGCCUGGUGGACAGCGGCAAGGCUGCCAAACAGCAGAGGAAGGAGAAGAAGCGAGCAAAGAAGAGAGACGCCGAGCAGGCUGGAGGUGAAGCGGCCGAACCUGCAAAGAAGAAGAAGAAGAACCAGGAGAAAGUGGCAGCGGAUGAUCCAGAGACGGUGAGUUGUGGCACCGGUGAGGACGCGUUGCAGGACGGCGGUGAGGAGGAUGGAGAGAACGAGAGAGACUCAGCUGCUGUGUCCGAACAUGCUCAGUCUGGCAACACAGAGAAGAGAGCAAAGAAGAAGAAGAAAACGAAGCAGAAGAAAAAGCAAACCGAGCAGUGUGCAGCCACAGAGGAGCAGACCGGCACCAAACCCCCAGAAACAGAAAAGCCCCGUCAGGAUCAGAGAAAGCCCCCCAGGACGCAGAUAAAGAACUGGACCGACGCAGCGCUUUCUGGUUCUGCAGAGCAAAACUCUGAUAUGAGCGCCUGGAGGGAUCUGUUUGUCCCCCCUGUGGUGCUGAAGGCCCUGAGCGGCCUGGGGUUCACCUCGCCCACUCCCAUCCAAGCCCUGACUCUGCCUCCGGCCAUCAGAGACCGCAUGGACAUCCUGGGGGCGGCCGAGACCGGAAGCGGGAAGACUUUGGCCUUCGGCAUUCCCAUGAUCCACACCAUCCUGGAGUGGAGGAAGGGGUCGGGGGACACGGCCGAACCAGGUGACCCGAAGGAGGAGCCCGACGCCGGGGAGCAAGAGAACGACAGCCUGGAGGCGUCAGAGGGAGACGACGGCAGCGAGGUAGAUCGGACUCCUGCAGGCUCUGAAGACGACGAAGACGAAUCGGACGCAGAGGGCGAAGGUCAGGAUGAGCGGCUCGGGUGCGUACGAGUGAUCGACGACGCAGAGUUCGAUUUCGAGGAGAAGGGGCCCAGCCGGCCUCUCCUCGGCCUGGUUCUCACCCCGACCAGGGAGUUGGCCGUCCAGGUGAAACACCACAUCGACGCCGUCGCCAGACACGCCGGCAUCCAGACGGCCAUAGUGGUGGGGGGCAUGUCCCAGCAGAAACAGCGCAGGAUGCUGAAGCGCCAGCCGGAGAUCGUCGUCGCCACUCCGGGACGCCUGUGGGACUUGAUCAAGGAGCGCCACCCUCACCUGCUCAACCUCAGGCAGCUGAAGUGUCUGGUCAUCGACGAGGCCGACCGCAUGGUGGAAAGAGGCCACUUCGCCGAGCUGGACAGCCUCGUUGAGAUGCUGAAGACCACACACUUCAAUCCCGCCAGGCAGACGUUCGUGUUCUCCGCCACGCUGACGCUGGCCCACGCUUUGCCCAGCCGCGUCCUGCAGAAGAAGAAGAAGAAGAAGCAGCAGCUGGACAACAGGAGCAAACUGGAGCUCCUGAUAGAGAAGGUGGGGAUCACGUCCAAGCCCAAAGUCAUCGACCUGACCAGGAAGGAGGCCACCGUGGAGACCCUGACCGAGACGCUGAUCUGGUGUCAGAAGGACGAGAAGGACUUCUAUCUGUACUACUUCCUGCUUCGGUACCCGGGUCGCACCAUGGUGUUCGCCAACAGCAUCGACUGCAUCAAGAGGCUCAGCGCCCUUCUGGUCAUCCUGGACUGCUGUCCUCUGCCUCUGCACGCCAACAUGCACCAGAAGCAACGCCUCAAAAACCUGGAGCGCUUUGCCGAGCGACAGAACUGUGUUCUUCUUACGACGGAUGUGGCGGCGCGAGGCCUCGACAUCCCCAACGUCCAGCACGUCAUUCACUACCAGGUUCCUCGAACAUCAGAGACCUACGUCCAUCGGAGCGGCCGCACAGCCAGAGCCACCAGAGAGGGCCUCAGUCUGCUGCUCAUCGGUCCAGACGACGUGAUGAACUUCAAAAAGAUUUCCAAGACUCUCGGGAAGGACGAGGAUCUCCCUGUGUUCCCUGUCGAGGACAAAUGCUUCGAUGCGAUCAAGGAGCGGGUGAACCUCGCUAGGAAGAUCGAGAAGAUCGAGUUCUUCAACAGCAGAGAGAAGCAGCAUGACUCCUGGUUUAAGCAGGCGGCAAAGGACCUGGAGGUGGACCUCGACGACGACCUCCUUAUGGGCAGCGCUAGAGAGCAGGACGACGACGGGCAGCAGCAGAAGAUGGUGAAGGGGAUGAAGAAGCAUUUAAAGCAUCUAAUCUCGCAGCCCAUAUUCAAGAACGUGAUGAAAACAAAGUACCCCACUAAAAUGGGAAAACUCGAGCUGACAAACGUUCCCGUUGCGGGGAUGGAAAGCGCCCUGACCAGGAUUUCAGGGCAGAAGAACACACCUAAACUGACGGGUUUUCCUCAGCAGCAGAAAGGACGAAAGCAGAGGAAAAGGGGGAAGAAGCAGGCAUGAUGUGGUUUUUACAAAAUGUUUCUGUACUAAAAAGCGUUUUAUUUCCCUUUAAUAAUUACUGCCCAUUGUGUCGCUAUGUGGAUGGAAUGCAAUAUUUUAUAAACGUAUCUUUGCGUAAGGAUC
Fundulus heteroclitus (mummichog) is the source of this 2880-nucleotide messenger RNA. RefSeq names its product DEAD (Asp-Glu-Ala-Asp) box helicase 24 (gene ddx24). The record is from RefSeq and is a predicted model, not a curated record. The transcript has 8 exons. NCBI's taxonomy places the organism in Eukaryota, Metazoa, Chordata, Actinopteri, Cyprinodontiformes, Fundulidae. The coding region runs from base 247 to 2757 and encodes 836 amino acids. Gene Ontology annotation, cellular component: nucleolus. Gene Ontology annotation, molecular function: ATP binding; RNA helicase activity; nucleic acid binding.